Chanos chanos (milkfish) is the source of this 1684-nucleotide messenger RNA. It is a transcript of the gene csrnp2, whose product is annotated as cysteine-serine-rich nuclear protein 2. Gene Ontology annotation, molecular function: DNA-binding transcription factor activity, RNA polymerase II-specific; sequence-specific DNA binding. The coding region runs from base 28 to 1629 and encodes 533 amino acids. The record is from RefSeq and is a predicted model, not a curated record. The transcript has 5 exons. Gene Ontology annotation, cellular component: nucleus. Gene Ontology annotation, biological process: regulation of transcription by RNA polymerase II. Lineage: Eukaryota; Metazoa; Chordata; Actinopteri; Gonorynchiformes; Chanidae.
CUCUAAAGCACUGACAAGCAAGUUUCCAUGGAGACAGUGUCGAGUCUCGGCCUGAAGCGAAGAUUUGAGGAGGUGGACAGCGGCUCGCCGUACUCCACGCCCAAGGACUCAGACGAUGACAUCUCCAGUAGUGACAGCGCUGAUAGCUGCGACAGCUUGAAUGCUCCUUCCAGCUCCCUCACACCCACCUCCAUCCUCAGACGACAUAAACCUUCGCCCGGUCGUAAGCGGGUGCGCUUCGAUGCCGUGACGGUUUAUUACUUUUCCCGCCGCCAAGGUUUCACCAGUGUGCCCAGCCAGGGUGGCAGCUCUCUGGGUAUGGCCCGUCGUCACUGUGCCAUACGCCACUACACCUUAGGGGAGUUUGCCCGUGAACAGGAGAGCAGCCACCGCCACAUACUCCGCCAACACUUACGUCAAGAGAAGCUCAAUGCUCGCAAACUGAAGCUGACCCGAAAUGGGACAGUUGAGUGUGCGCAGGCUGACCUCUUGACCCUGGAUGACGUCUCGGAUGAGGACCUGGAUGUGGAGGGGGUGGAGGUGGACGACUGCUUCUUCUUGCAGCCUUUACCCACCAAGAGGCGGAGGCAGCUUCUGCGGGCCUCAGGCAUUGCCCGCAUUGACGCCCGCGAGAAAGCCGAGCUGCGAGCCAUCCGGCUGUCUCGCGAGGAAUGUGGCUGCGACUGCCGAUUCUACUGCGAUCCACGCAACUGUGGGUGCAGCCAGGCCGGUAUCAAGUGCCAGGUGGACAGAAUGUUCUUCCCCUGCGGCUGCUCGCGGGAUGGCUGUGGCAAUGCUGCUGGGCGAAUUGAGUUUAACCCGCUGCGUGUUCGCACACAUUACUUGCACACCAUCAUGAAGCUGGACUUGGAGAAGAGGAGACUGCAUGCGGCGCGGCAUGGAGACGACUCCGGAGAAGAUCCUGAGCUCUCUCUCUCCUCCCUGAACUCAGACGUGGAUGUGGAGGUGGUGGAGGCCCAGGCUGCCCAGGACCUCCUGCUGGAGCAGUGCGAUAGCCUGGAGCAUGAGAACGAGACUGCCGUGCUCCACCUCCAGAGCGCUGAGGAGCGGGAGAGGAGGAGGGAGCAGGAGGAGCAGGAGCAAGAGGAGGUGACAGCAACGCAGGCAGGUGGGGCAAACGAACCAACUCUUUGCCUCCUCCAGGAGCACCUUACGGGCCAGGCAGAGGUGGAGGGCAUGGAGGAAGUCCUUCUCCAGGAGGCUUUCCCUGCUGGAGCCACCCUGCUCUGCAUCACUGAGAACCAGGAGAAUGAGGAGACUGAGCACCAGUCGCCGCAGCAGCCGUGCCUGCUCAAAGACCAGGCCUCUGUGCUCUACUAUCAAAUAGGCCACAUGGAGACAGGGGCAUUUGAGACACUGCCUGAGGUGGAAGAAGAAGAAAGUCAAGGAAAAGGUGAAGGAAAGACAGAGAGUGACAGGCUUGAAGAAGCAACCUGCAGGCAGGAUCUCAUUAAAAGUACAUCCACUGAGGUGGUUCCAUACCCAGAGAAGGGAGAGGGGGGCAAGGGAGAGGAGCUGACCUCAGAGCAGGCUCCCUCUGAAGGCCAGUGCCAGGAGAGCAGUGUGGGGCUAGACGGAAGGGCAAUACAGCUGUCCACGGAAGUCUAAGGGAAAGCACUUGAGCAGAUAUUUUGCACAUGGUUUUCAUUAAAGUUCAAGGGUG